CCAGAGGGGGCGGGGCCGAGGCUACUGGAGCGGGAGGGGGGGAAGAAAAGGGAAUUCCAACCUGUGGAAACUUGGGGGUCCCCGAGGUCGGCUCCUUCCCCUUGACUGUGGAUGGUGCCAGGGAAAGAGCCUCUGGCGGCUCGUGGAGGGGGCAGUUUUGGGGUCCGCAGGGUGAGGGCGGAGGGGAGUGUCAGAGUGUGAGUGGGAUACGGGAGUUCCAAACUUAGAAUCUUGAGGCCCGCCGGGCUCCGGCGCCGGGGAGAGGGAGCUCGGGCCGCCAUGCGGGACAGGACCCACGAGCUGAGGCAGGGGGAUGACAGCUCGGACGAUGAAGACAAGGAGAGAGUCGCGCUGGUGGUACACCCGGGCACUGCACGGCUGGGGAGCCCGGACGAUGAAUUCUUCCAGAAGGUUCGGACAAUUCGGCAAACUAUUGUCAAGCUGGAGAAUAAAGUCCGAGAGUUGGAGAAGCAGCAGGUCACCAUUCUGGCCACGCCCCUUCCCGAGGAGAGCAUGAAGCAGGACCUGCAGAACCUGCGCGACGAGAUCAAACAGCUGGGGAGGGACAUCCGCGCGCAGCUGAAGGCCAUAGAGCCCCAGAAGGAGGAAGCUGAUGAGAACUAUAACUCGGUCAACACAAGAAUGAGAAAAACCCAGCACGGGGUCCUGUCCCAGCAAUUUGUGGAGCUCAUCAACAAGUGCAACUCAUUGCAGUCCGAAUACCGGGAGAAGAACGUGGAGCGGAUUCGGAGGCAGCUGAAGAUCACAAAUGCUGGAAUGGUGUCUGACGAGGAGCUGGAGCAGAUGCUGGACAGCGGGCAGAGCGAGGUGUUUGUGUCCAAUAUACUGAAGGACACACAGGUGACUCGACAGGCCCUAAAUGAGAUCUCGGCCCGGCACAGUGAGAUCCAGCAGCUUGAGCGCAGUAUCCGUGAACUUCAUGAGAUUUUCACUUUUCUGGCUACUGAAGUGGAGAUGCAGGGGGAGACGAUCAACAGAAUUGAGAAGAACAUUCUGAGCUCAGCAGACUAUGUGGAACGUGGGCAGGAACAUGUCAAGAUGGCCCUGGAGAGCCAGAAGAAGGCGCGGAAGAAGAAAGUCUUUAUUGCCAUCUGUUUGUCCGUCACUGUCCUCAUCCUGGUGGUCAUCAUUAGCGUCUCCACGUUGGUUUGAUAGCGCUGCAUAUUCUCGGUCACCGCUGCUGCUCCUGUAGCCCAGCCCGUCUGGUUGCAGUACCGCUCGCUUCGGCCACCAAGUAUGGGGUGCACACGCGGGUGCCGGGGCGAUGCGAGCGAUGAAGGGCUAGCUGUGUGGUCGUUGGUGCAGACUCGGACCCGCCCCUGGACCCGGGAUGGGGGAGGGGUCAGAGGGCGGGAUUGGGCCCCAGUGACGUGGGACAGGACCGCUCAGCCUCCAUCCGUGGCUGGGCGCCCGCCUGCAGCGCCUCCCUGUGGCCCUAGAAUGGCGGUUGCUCGGUGCCUGCGCCAGAUCCGAGGGUACACUUGGCCCCGAGUGUACGGGGUGUGGCUGAAGGGUAGCCCGGUCGCCACUUGGAAAACGACUGACUAGCGGACCUAAAUGUUGUUCCUGAAGAGCAUCAGGAUUGGUCCGUAGGGCGUCCUGAAGGAGUGAGCACCGGGUAUUAAACAGCAAUUAGAGGACGCUGAUGUGGGCGGGGCCUCAGAGCGACUCCUCAGUCGCACCCAAAAGCGAUUGGAUCACAGAGCUCAAGGGGCAUGAUCAAAACGCCAAAGGAGACGGAAGGCGGCUGGCCAGUGAGAGACUGGCAGGCGUGCGCCGGGAGUCAGAACCUCACGCGAGAAGGCGUGGCCGGGUUGCUCUCCCUAGCUGCUGGGACUUGCGGCUGGUCGAGUCUGGGAGGUUACCCACGCCUUCGUCCUGUCUGAGAUCCUGUGUCCUGUGUACAGAAGAAACUCUAGACGCCUACAGGAAGGAACCCCUCAUUUUCAGAAGCGUUCGAACACUAUGGAUGCCCACCCAAUGGGGAAACUGCGGAACCGGAUGGAUCCUGCCCCAGGGGAAGACUGAUUUGGACGCGGGGUCUCUGCGCUUCCCUGAUUCUCCAUUCUCCAUCUCUUCCCCUUGCGGCCUGCUUCUUCAGCAAAAUCCUGUCCUUUUGGUCGCCUUUGUCCAGUCCCCCAUUUUUCUGCCUUCAGAAUCAAACUGCACGACCCAUGGUACCUACUGGAAUCUGAUAGAGAUUGUCAAGCCGACGCGGAGACUGCCACAUCUACGCAGCUGGGUGUCCACGUGCAGCGUGUGUCUUCCACUUGGCCGUGCUGGACAGCGCCACCCUGAAAGGCUGCUUAACCGUCUCACCCAGGACGCCAUCCAGAACCUCCUGGAAGAGGUGGCUAGAUGGCCAAGCGAGGGCUCACAUGCCGGGCUCAACAAUUUGAACUUUUUCUGUGGGCUGUGGGGACCUAUAGAAGAUUUUUGAACAGGUGAGUGGCAAGUUUGGAGCAGACUUAGAAGACAAGUGCACCGGAGGUUUCACAGGCUUCCCUGCAUAUACCCCUUCCCUGUGGGAAACCGACCUGAGUGAGGGGCUAAGGGCAGGUUUUGCACUGAAAUCCUGGCUUGGCUGCUGUCAGCCCAGCUUUCAGGGAACAUGGCCUGUGUUAGUUGUGGCUUUUCCAAAUCAUGUUGUAUCACCUUUCACCUGCAAGCCCUCUCCACUUACUCCCUCACCCGCUGAAUAUUUCAUGCUUCAGAUUCUUAAGAAAAGGAACCUGACUGGUCUAGGUCAGGCUACAUUGACCUACCUAUGAAUUGUCUACCUUGAGUCAAGAUUUUACCCUUGAUCAAGAUGUAUGAGAGGUGCUACGUGGUACAAAACGCUGCAGCAGCGUGCAUAUGAAGCAAGAAUGGACGAGUUCAGUGAUUGAUGUCAGUUUGUGGUACAGCCCUGUGGUAGAUUAUUGUUCCAAAUAUAUGCUGUCCUUCCUACUGGGCCCCUCUCUUUAGGAGGAUUAUACAUUCAUGCCCCACUUACAGUGGGCUUGGCUAUGGCCAGUGGAAUAUGAGUAGAAAUGCAAAGUACCACUUCCAAAUAGAAGCUUUAAGCACCAAUGAGUAUUCUGAGAGCUUCCCUUCUCUUUUUCCUUGGCCAUGAAACUGUCAGUUGCCAGAUCAAGACUUCUUCAGCCUGGAACCCAGAAUUAACAGGACAUGAAGCUGAACUGUAGCCCACC
This is a messenger RNA of Delphinapterus leucas (beluga whale), 3215 nucleotides long. It is a transcript of the gene STX4, whose product is annotated as syntaxin 4. Gene Ontology annotation, molecular function: SNAP receptor activity; SNARE binding. Lineage: Eukaryota; Metazoa; Chordata; Mammalia; Artiodactyla; Monodontidae. Gene Ontology annotation, biological process: exocytosis; intracellular protein transport; vesicle fusion. The record is from RefSeq and is a predicted model, not a curated record. Gene Ontology annotation, cellular component: plasma membrane; endomembrane system; SNARE complex.